AUGGGAAUUAUCACAGCUCUGGUGACACAGGCACUGCCUCUUGCCAGUCUGAUGAUGCUUCUGCUCUGGAGAUCCGUGGGUGUGGGUGCCCAAAGGAGUCCCACCUUCCAGCUGCAACAACCCCAGAAAGAGGUGUCGGCGAAAGCAGGGGACACCAUCACCCUGAACUGCACCACGUCUGGAGUGGGUCCCGCUGGUCCCACGAAGUGGCUGAAGGGCUGGGACAGCGAGAAUGAGACCAUUUAUGACCAGAAUAGCCCCCCACCCCGUGUGACAAGGGUAGCACCUGUGUCCAACACAGAUUUCAGCAUCCACAUCAGGGAUGUUCGCCCCAAGGAUGCUGGCACCUAUUACUGCGUCAAGUUCCGCAAAGGACUCACUAUGGAUGAGGUGUUCCAGCGGGGAAGUGGCACCGAGGUGUCCAUACUUGCCGAGCCCACCCACCCGGUGGUGUCCGGGCCCAAGCACAGAGCGGGGCCGGGGCAAUCGGUGUCUGUCACCUGCAUGGCUGGAGGGUUCUUCCCCAAAGACAUCAGCGUGAAGUGGCUCAAGGACAGGGCCCCGAUCUCUGCUCAGCAGCCCCAGGUCAGCCCAGAGCAGACAACAACCUCCUACAAGGUGUCCAGCACGGUGACAGUGACGCUGCAGGAGGGCGACGUCCGCUCGCAGCUGGUCUGUGAGGUGCAGCACCGCACGCUGCAGGCCCCGCUGAGGGAGCCCUACCAGCUCAGCAGAGCCCUGCGAGUUUCUCCUGGAAUCCAAGUGGUCACUGACCCGCGGAGCCCCGUGGAGUUGAACAAGACUGUGAACUUCUCCUGCCACGUGAGGGGGUUUUACCCACCAGAGGUGGCCGUCACCUGGCUGGAGAACGGGACGGAGAUGAAGGUGGAGAACACCCCCCAGGUGACAGAGACACGCCAGGGGCUGUUUGACCUGCAGAGCCUGGUGAAGGUGCAAGCCCUGGAGGAGAGGAACGGGUCGGUGUUCACCUGCCGAGUGGUGCACGAUGGCCAGGAGCCCGUCAGCAGGAUGGCCACCCUGCAGAUCACUGCCCCAGCCCAGGGGGAACUAAACGGCCUGUCCCAGGGGGAAAACGGAAGUUUGUUCAUCAUCUACAUCGUGGUGGGAGUGAUCUGCACUGUGCUGGCACUGCUGGUGGCUGCAGUUCUUUACCUCAUCCGGGCAAAGCAGAGCAAGGGUAAAAGCUCACCAUCUGCAAGGUUACACGAGCCAGAGAAAAGCAGCGAGGCCACUACCCAG
Messenger RNA from Chaetura pelagica (chimney swift), 1260 nucleotides. RefSeq names its product tyrosine-protein phosphatase non-receptor type substrate 1-like. The transcript has 7 exons. Lineage: Eukaryota; Metazoa; Chordata; Aves; Apodiformes; Apodidae. The record is from RefSeq and is a predicted model, not a curated record. Gene Ontology annotation, cellular component: plasma membrane. The annotation marks the transcript as partial.